Molecule: messenger RNA, 531 nt
Organism: Aspergillus chevalieri
Lineage: Eukaryota; Fungi; Ascomycota; Eurotiomycetes; Eurotiales; Aspergillaceae
Product: DUF3237 domain-containing protein
Exons: 4
Coding region: 1-531 (176 amino acids)
Source: RefSeq, a predicted model, not a curated record
AUGCUCCUUAACCACAUCCUCCCCCUCCUCUCCAUCUUUUCCUUCCCCCUCACAACUGCAUCACAACCAUCAACCCCCAACCUCUCCUACCUCUACACAGCUUACGUCCAAUGCGCCGGUAACCUACUGGAAGACCCCGGCCCCAACGGUCCAGCCGGCAUCCGAAAGACAAUCCCCAUAGUCGGCGGGAACUUUACCGGACCGCGUCUAUCAGGCCAAAUCCUCAACGUCGGCGCAGACUGGGGCACCACAGACCCCGCGACAGGUAUUUUCUCCGCCGACACGCGGUAUAAUCUCCGGACGAACGAUGGGGAGGAUAUCUUUAUUCGGACGUCAGGGCCGAAGUCGCCGUCCGGGCAAUUGCAUUUGAGGAUUCUGUUGGAGACGGGGAGUGAGAAGUAUUAUUGGGUGAAUAAUAUUGUGGCUGUCGGGGUCUUGACGAAUGUCGGGAAGACGGCGAACUCGUCGCUGCUUAAGAUUGAUGCGUGGAAUUUUGCAUCGGAUUGGAAUACUACCAAGUUUGUACAGUAA